Pangasianodon hypophthalmus (striped catfish) is the source of this 5415-nucleotide messenger RNA. RefSeq names its product arrestin 3b, retinal (X-arrestin) (gene arr3b). Gene Ontology annotation, biological process: visual perception; signal transduction; G protein-coupled receptor internalization. Bases 1669 to 2766 code for a protein of 365 amino acids. NCBI's taxonomy places the organism in Eukaryota, Metazoa, Chordata, Actinopteri, Siluriformes, Pangasiidae. The record is from RefSeq and is a predicted model, not a curated record. Gene Ontology annotation, molecular function: G protein-coupled receptor binding. The transcript has 14 exons.
UUAUUAUUAUUAUUAUUAUUACUAACAACAUUUAAAAACAGACCAUAAAAGCAAUUGAAUGUCAAUCUAUAAAGUUUUUAUAAUUCUGCAAGAGGGAAGGUGAGGGCUAACAGUGGGAUAUCGACAGCAGUUGAGGAGACUGGAGGUGGGAACGCCUGGCCAUGUGCACACCUUGCUCUGACCGUUUCACCUAGCAGUCAUGUUCAGGGGUGCAAUACGUUGUGUUUAAAGACCAUACAUUAAGUAAGAAAUAAAACAAUAUGGGGCGUGCUGUUAUAGGAAAAUAAUAAAUGACAGAAUCAUGUGUAUGUGGCCCAAUGCAAAGCAGAGUUACUGUUACCACCCCACAGUUGGUAAUUUUCCUAUAACAGCAUGUCCUGAAGUGUCUUAUUUCUCUUAUACCACAGCAAAUUGCCAACAAUUACAUUUUUUAUUUUAUUAAUGAAUGAAACACUAUUAAUCAUAGUCAUUUGGUUUUAAAAUGUAAGUUAGACUAUCAUGAAAAUAUUUAAGGAAAUAAUAUUUCUAUUUUGUUAGAAACAUAAUCUAAAGCUGUAGUGGGCCAGAGAGAUGUUCUAUGCAGCAGUUGGCCAUAUGCCAUUAUCAUCAUAUGCCAUAUCAUAUGUGUUUGGACUUGAACUGUGUGGAUAGCAUUAAAAAGGAUUCUUAAACAAUACAGGGAUUUCCAGAGUACCUUCAAGCAGCUUACUGUAUCAUGGGUUCAUUUUAACUUUUUCAAAGCUAUCUUAAUCUAUGUUGAAAGGCAAUGUCACACUUACCAUUAUAUGCCAGAUGGACAAGGACUAUAAGCCGCCUGCAGACCAUCUGCUGAGAUAAUUUCCAAUGGAAAAAUCCAGAAAUUACUGGCCGUAAAACUCUCCCACUCACCUCCUGUACCACAGCUAUAUCAUCAAUUACUUACAGUCAUAAGAAAGCAUAUAUUUAUGGCUGAAAAAAAUAAAAAAUAAUUCCACAGCAGACAAGCUGGCAUUUUGCUUAGCUGCACAUGCCACAUGUGGAGGGUUUCUUACUUACUGUCCACACAAACGGAGACAAAUAGGAUCUAAAGAUGUCUUUUUUAUCAUAGCAACAGUGUGUUGUACCCCAUUAGUGUUUUAGGCUGGAGUGGAAGACCAGGCAUCCCAGUGACUCAUAACUUCUGUAUCAAGGCCAGAGAGGGGCAAGGCUAUAGUUGGGAAUCUCUGCUAGAAAGUGGAACACAAUGUUAAUAGGGACAAGCCCUUGUCACAUUCCAUGUAAUCCAACCAAACACACACAAUUUAUGACACCUUUCCUAUAAUAUACCAUGUGGGUGAAUUUGUAAUCUCUUUACCUCUAAUGCCAUAUUUAUUUUGAUACAUGUAGCUCAAAAAAGAAGAAGAGUAAUGAAGUAAUAGGAUUGGCAUUAAAGAGGAGAUUCUGCUGUAUACUGGUCUAGCUAAAGUGAAAGCAGGGAGGAGAGCAUAAUGUAUAAAGACAGAUAAGCAGAAGUGACGCACUCUCAAAGCAGCUGGACUGCAGAAGGAUUACAGCGAAAGCAGAAGAGCAGACACCCAACCAAUAAGGUAAGACUAGACUAUGCACAGCAAGGGGGACAGCGGUCACUGAGCAACAGUGGUCGUGGAGGAUUUUGGAUACAGGAAAGAAACUCUCAACAGGGCAAACACAAUGAUGGCAAACAGGAUUUAUAAGAAGAACAGUAGAAAUGGCUCGAUUUGUCUUUACUUGGGGAAAAGAGACUUUGUGGACCAUGUGGACCAUGUCGAUAUUGUGGAUGGGGUGCUCAAGGUGGACACUUCAGAACUUCAUGGAAGAAAAGUGUUUGUGCAGCUGGCCUGUUUUUUCCACUAUGGGAAGGAAGAUUUGGAUGUGAUCAGUUUGUCCUUCAGGAAAGACAUUUGGAUCCAGCACAUUCAAGUUUAUCCUCCACCUGCUGAAGACAAACCAGUUAGCACGCCUAUGCAGGAAGUCCUCAUGAAGAAAGCAGGGGAAGGAGCACACCACUUCACUUUUAAUGUUCCAACAAAUCUGCCAUGCUCUGUAACUUUUCUGCCAGCGGCAUGGGACAAAGGCGAGGCUUGUGGUGUUGACUUUAAAAUAAAAGCCUACAUUGCCAACAAGGCUGACGAUCCAGAUGAGAAAAUUGACAAGAAGGACACUUGUCAAAUGAUCAUUCGUAAAAUCCAGUUUGCACCAGACAAGUUGCUGCCUGGGCCCGAGGUGAAUAUAUACAAGCAAUUCAUGUUUUCAGGAAAAACGAUUCACCUGGAGGCCUCCAUAGAGAAGGAGGUUUACUAUCAUGGAGAGCCAAUCCAGGUCAGAGUGAAAAUAAACAACCAGACCAGUAAAGUGGUCAAAAAAAUCAAAAUUUCCAUUAACCAGACAGCAGAUGUUGUGCUGUACUCAACUGACAAAUACACCAAAGUUGUUCUCUGUGAGGAAUUUCGGGAUCAAGUAAACGGCCAAAGCACAUUUGAGAAGGAAUACAUAGUCACGCCUCUAUUGGCCAACAACAAAGAAAAACAUGGUCUGGCAUUGGACAGCAAGCUAAAAGAUGAAGACACAAACCUUGCAUCAUCCACAAUUCUACAAGCUGGCAUGUGCAAAGAUGUACAGGGCAUUCUGGUGUCUUACAAAAUCAAAGUCAACCUCAUGGUGGUCAGUGGUGGUGUCUUGGGAAGCCUUAUAUCCAGUCAUGUUACUGCCGAAAUACCUCUGAUCUUGAUGUCACCAAAGCCAACAGGUGAUGUUUAUGUUAGAUAUUAGAUAAAGGUAAAGUGUAUCAUGCACAGGACUUAUCUAUAUCUAUAUGUCUUCAUCAGUAAUCUACUAAUGAGUAUAAUUUUCUUUUUCUGCAUGCAUCUCAACUGGAACAGAUGUGUAAGUGGAAAUCUCACCUGCAUUACAAAGUACAUUUUUAUAUUUAUUGUGAUGCAACCUGUGUUUUCCCCAAGUUGAUAUAAUUUCAGCUUCUAUCGCUUAGAAUAAAUAUUCAGUUAAAUACUGUACUACAAAGUGUAUUGGGGAAGCUCAGUAUGCUCAGUAUGAUAAGGUGGAAAAGCUGAGUAAUUUGGGUUGGAGUUGCCAAAAGCAUUGCAGAACAUGCACCACAUUGAAAACUCUUUCUACAAGCGUAGACGAUCCUAAUUUUUAUAGUGUUUUUUUGGGAACUAUAUUUUGCAUUAGUACUGCAAAUUAGCACUGACAUUAUUUUUGAGCUUAGAAGUGUUAUUAUUUAGCCAUCUGAAAUAAAUUACCCAGUAGUAAAUACAGGCCACUCCAAACUCUUGCAUUUUAAUCUCGGUCUUCACUUCUUCAGGGCUGCAGAGGCGUCAGUUGAGGAAACAUGAAAAAAAAAAAAUCAUGGAGUUACACAGUUGCAAUUUGUGACAGACAGUAUCUUGUAGUUCUUAUGCUCUGGAAAAAUAAAGGUUUUUUUAGCAUAUUUAAGUAUUUAUUCUAUAUUUUUUCCAGGUAAAUUUGGGGGUAACUACAUACUAUGCAUAAUAUUUGUUUAUUCUAGAUGAGUCUCACCCAGUGAAAAUGAACAGAGCUAUCACAACCUUUUUUUUUUUUUGCAUUACAAUUGAUCCUUUAAAGCACUUUCAUGUAAGUCACCCACAGGAAUAUCACCUAUGGAUAUUAUGUAAGAUCAAGCACUUUUUGAGCCAAAUUAACAAUGUGUUCUUGUCAUCUACUAAGACCCAAGUAUCUCCUAGGAUGAACAAUAUGAAUAACCAAAUGACCAAAUGACUGUUUAUUUCAUAAACCUCGCAUGGACUUCAAACCUGAGUAGAUUCUCUGUCAAAUACUGCCAAUGAAAAACAAAUGAGGAAGAUCUCUGGUGCCUAGAACUCAGACAAGAAAAUCCAAAUAGGCUAUAUAAACAGUCCAGAGAGGUCUCUCAAGAGCAAAUCAUCACUGAUCCUCGGGCCUUGGUGAAUAGAGUAUAACGUUGUUGUUUCUGCCAUUAACAUGUGAACUCAGUGUAAGUGUUUUUGUACAUAAAUUGGUUCUGUAUUAUGUAAAUGAAAAAUAAAUAUAAGUAAGAAAUAUUAAUUCCCCAUGUCCGACUAAUUUUCCUCCAGGUUCUCCAGUUUGAGAAUGAAUGAAUGAAUGAAUGAAUGAAUGAAAAUUAUAUACACUGAAUAUCGGAAAUAUAUAUAACAGCACGGCUGAAUUCUUGAAUCUGACUGGUCAGAAACUGUGCAUUAUUUUUGUAUAAAAGCACAGCUCGGACAGAAGUUCUUGCUGUCACAUGAUUGACAGAUUUAUAUUGAUGCGCUCAUACUAAUGAUAUUGUUUCUAUAGUAACAGCUAUAGCAACUUGUAUGGCAGAUGCUCUACAUAAUCUAAAAUUAAUAUUAAACAGAUUUUGUCAAAAAGUGUUGUUGUUUAACAAAGAAAAAUGUACAUUCGUUGAUGUUUUGAAGUUUUUUUUAGGAGACAUUUAUACAACAUUUAUCGAAGGAGUCUUGAGUUUCAGCAUUUUGUAACAGUCUUGGUGAUUUGCAAAGGGUAAAGUCUUUAGGACAGAGGAGUUUACCCUUUCCAGUUUCUCUGUAAAAUGAAAAGCUGCAGUUUUUGAGAGGGGGAGAGAGAGAGAGAGAGAGAGAGGCUGGUGAGGGAAUAACUGUUUAUUGUUGCUAUAGAGUAAGUGAUAACAGGUACUAACUUGUUUGCAGAUGCUCCACAACAUAAAAUCUGUGACGUGUCAUUCAUUUAUAAAUUAAACAUUGUUGUAAUCAUUAGCAAAUCUCCGCGGUAUAAGAGGAAUACCACACUUCAGACUUUGCUGUUAUACAAAAAUAAUCGACGUUGAGGUGGUAACGGCACGCCGCUUUGCAUCACGCCACAUCACACCAUCCCGGCGUGGAUUAUUUUCAUGUAACCGCAUGUGUGUCGUGUGUUAUUCCUUCCAUAACUUGUAUGCCCAACCUCUUUCAUAUCCUCUGAGCAGACUUUGUAAUGUCUCCCCUCCUUCUCCUUUUCUUAUGAAUAAAUUGUAGUAGAGGUACAUUUUCCAGGUUUCCAUUCAAACUGUUUGAAAACUUAUUCGUUUCCAAUAAUUUUACAGCAUAAGCAUGUAUGUGAAGGCAAAUGUGUCUCAAGGAUCACAGAAAUCCCUUAUUCAUUUCUAAGCCAAUGUAUAAAAGUUCAGGCUUUGUUCAGUUAAAGAUUUAAAAUGAAGUGGCAUAGCUGUCUAGAGUAAAGCGAAUAUUUAACCAGGCUAGACUAAUUACUGGAAACAAAGUUGUAAAUCACCCAAUUAAUUAAUUAAUUAUACAAAAGGAUCAUUUUACUAGGGGCUGCUUCAAAAUUGUGGCCUAGAGAUUGGAUUGUUUGAUGAUAUCUGAUAUUAUGGGUAUAAAUUGUUGCAUUUCUUUCACAAGUCUUAUGUAAUUUUAAUAUUAG